Messenger RNA from Haemorhous mexicanus (house finch), 4395 nucleotides. Its product is annotated as dynein axonemal heavy chain 9-like. Gene Ontology annotation, cellular component: dynein complex. NCBI's taxonomy places the organism in Eukaryota, Metazoa, Chordata, Aves, Passeriformes, Fringillidae. The coding region runs from base 729 to 3140 and encodes 803 amino acids. Gene Ontology annotation, molecular function: minus-end-directed microtubule motor activity; dynein intermediate chain binding; dynein light intermediate chain binding. Gene Ontology annotation, biological process: microtubule-based movement. The transcript has 15 exons. The record is from RefSeq and is a predicted model, not a curated record.
ACCAUCAGCAGCAGCCUUAUUACACUUAGAAUUUAAUUAUAAUUGUUGUAAUUGUUAAUAUUGCUAUUGAUAUUGUUAUUAGUAUUGUUGUUGUUGGUCUACACCAGUAACAGAGAGACCCGACCUGGAGGAGCUGAAGGUCAGCACCUGGGAGUUGUCUCUGGGAGCAAGCACAAACCAUCAGCAGCAGUAUUAUUACACUUAGAAUUUAAUUAUAAUUACUGUAAUUAUUGUUAUUGAUACUGUUAUUAAUGUUGUUGUUUUUGGUCUACACCAGUAACAGAGAGACCCAACCUGGAGGAGCUGAAGGUCAGCACCUGGGAAUUGUGUCUGGGACCAAGCACAAACCAUCAGCAGCAGCCUUAUUACACUUAGAAUUUAAUUAUAAUUGUUGUAAUUGUUAAUAUUGUUAUUGAUAUUGUUAUUAGUGUUGUUGUUGUUGGUGUACACCAAUAACAGAGAGACCCGACCUGGAGGAGCUGAAGUCAGAUCUCACAAAGCAACAGAAUGGAUUCAAGAUCACCUUGAAAACGUUGGAGGACAAUUUGCUCUCUCGGCUGUCAUCAGCAUCUGGGAAUUUCCUGGGAGACACAGCGUUGGUGGAGAACCUGGAGAGCACUAAGAGGACAGCUGCAGAGAUUGUGGAGAAGGUGCAGGAGUUUAAGGUGACAGAAGGCAGGAUUAACGAGGCCAGGGAGCAGUACAGGCCCGCGGCCCGCCGCGCCGCCAUGCUCUACUUCACCAUGAACGAGCUGCACGCCGUGCACCCCAUGUACCAGUUCUCCCUCAAGGCGUUCCAGGUGGUGUUCCAGAAGGCCAUGGAGAGGGCAGCUCCUGCUGAGAGCCUGGCAGGGCGGGUGCUGAGCCUCACAGACAGCAUCACCUUCUCCGUGUUCCAGUACACGGCCCGGGGGCUCUUCGAGAGGGACAAACUGACCUUCAGUGCCCAGCUCACCUUCCAGAUACUUCUGAUGAAUAAAGAAAUUGACCCAGCAGAACUGGAUUUCCUGCUCAGAUACCCAGCACAGCCUGGAGUCACGAGCCCUGUGGAGUUCCUGUCUGACCAUGCCUGGGGAGGAAUCAAGGCUCUCUCAUCCAUGGAGGAAUUCAGAAACCUGGAUCGGGACAUUGAAGGCUCUGCCAAGCGGUGGAGGAAGUUUGUUGAGUCUGAGUGUCCUGAGAAGGAGAGGUUCCCCCAGGACUGGAAGAACAAGUCAGCCCUGCAGCGCCUGUGCAUCCUGCGCGCCCUGCGGCCCGACCGCGUCCCCUGCGCCGUCAGAGAUUUUGUAGAAGAAAAGCUGGGCAGCAAAUACGUGGUGGGGAGAUCCCUGGAUUUUGCAACGACCUUUGAGGAAUCAGGGCCUGCCACCCCAAUGUUUUUUAUCCUGUCCCCAGGAGUGGACCCACUGAAGGAUGUGGAGAAACAUGGGAAGAAGCUGGGCUACACCUUCAACCAUGGGAACCUCCACAACGUUUCCCUGGGACAAGGCCAGGAGGUGGUGGCUGAACAAGCUCUGGAUGUGGCUGCAAAGGAGGGUCACUGGGUCAUCCUCCAGAACAUCCACCUGGUGGCCAGGUGGCUGAGCUCCCUGGAGAAGAGGCUGGAGCAGCUCGGCCAGGGCAGCCACCGGGAUUUCCGCGUGUUCCUCAGCGCCGAGCCGGCGCCGUGCCCGGAGAGCCACGUCAUCCCCCAGGGCAUCCUGGAGAACUCCAUCAAAAUCACCAGCGAGGCGCCCACGGGCAUGCACGCCAACCUGCACAAGGCCCUGGACAACUUCAGCCAGGACACCCUGGAGAUGUGCAGCCAGGAGAAGGAGUUCAGGAGCAUCCUCUUUGCCCUGUGCUAUUUCCACGCGGUGGUGGCGGAACGGCGCAAGUUCGGCCCCCAGGGCUGGAACCGCCCGUACCCCUUCAGCACCGGGGACCUCACCAUCUCUGUCAACGUGCUCUACAACUACCUGCAGGCCAGCUCCAAGGUCCCCUACGAUGACCUGCGCUACCUCGUGGGUGAGAUCAUGUACGGAGGUCACAUCACGGAUGACUGGGACAGGCGGCUCUGCAGAACCUACCUGGAAGAGUUUAUCAAGCCAGAAAUGCUGGAGGGAGAGCUCUGCCUUGCUCCUGGAUUUCCUCUGCCAGGGAACAUGGAUUAUAAUGGCUAUCACCAGUACAUAGAUGAUGCCAUGCCUCCAGAGUCCCCCUACCUGUACGGCCUCCACCCCAACGCCGAGAUCGGGUUCCUGACGCAGCGCUCAGAGCGACUCCUGCGCACCGUGCUGGAGCUGCAGCCCCGGGACAGCAGCACGGGCCAGGGAGCUGUGGGCACCCAGGAGGAGAUGGUGCAAGCCCUUCUGGAGGAGAUGUUAGAGAAGCUCACGGACGAGUUCAACAUGGCAGAGCUGCUGGCCAGGGUGGAGGAGAGGACUCCCUAUGCCGUGGUGGCCCUCCAGGAGUGCGAGCGCAUGAACGCGCUGACGGCCGAGAUGCGGCGCUCGCUGGCCGAGCUGGAGCUGGGCCUGAAGGGGGAGCUGACCAUGACCAGCGAGAUGGAGACCUUGCAGAGCUGCCUCUUCCUGGGCACGGUGCCCGAGUCCUGGCUGAGGAGAUCCUACCCUUCCACGGCCAGCCUGGCCUCCUGGUUUGCUGACCUGCUGGCCCGCAUCAGCGAACUGGAGGCCUGGACCAGGGACUUCUCCUUGCCCUCCACGCUGUGGCUCGGAGGGUUCUUCAACCCCCAGUCCAUCCUGACGGCCGUCAUGCAGAGCACGGCCCGCAAGAACAGGUGGCCCCUGGACAGGAUGGCGCUGCAGUGUGACGUGACCAAGAAGAGCAGAGAGGAUUUUGCCAGUGCUCCCCGUGAGGGGGCCUACGUGCACGGGCUGUUCAUGGAGGGAGCACGCUGGGAUGCUCAGGCCGGGACAAUCACAGAGGCCAGGCUCAAGGAGCUCACCCCGGCCAUGCCUGUUGUGUUCAUCAGGGCCAUUCCUGAUGACAAGCAGGACACCAGGGGCUUGUACCCCUGUCCUCUGUACAAAACUCGCCAGAGAGGCCCAACCUACGUGUGGACUUUUCACCUGAAAACCAAGGAGAACCCGUCCAAGUGGGUGCUCGCUGGGGUGGCCUUGCUGCUGCAGAUCUGAGGCUCCAGCACAGCCCCUGGUCUGCAGAGCCCUCACAGUGUCACAGCAUUGAAACAAUGCAAUGCUGAGAUUAACCUGAGUUCCAUCUCUCUGAUGGACUGCCGAGUUACCUCUGUGUCCUGGGGAUGUGACCCCAGCAGGGCCUGUGAGGAGGUGACAGAGGUGCAGAGGGACACGGCCCAGGUUUGUGGCCGCUGUACAUCAGUAUCCUGUACUUCCUACACUGCUGCAAUCUCAGGUUUCUGUGGUUGAAACGGCUCCUGAGAUAUUAAAAAGUUUUUUUUUUCCCAGCCCCACACUCAAAGAAGAAGUCAGGAUUCCUCAGCUCUGCUUUUCAAGGUUGUUUAUUUUCUCUUAUCUCUUACAUUCUUUCUCUGCCCUGCUGAGGUCUGUCCAGCAGGUCAGGUUGUGGCACAGUCCCUGCCCUUGGGCUUCUGUUGGCUUUCCAUACUAAGAACUACCUUUACUUUUUUUGCAAUAAUUUCCCAAUCCCUAUCACCUAUGUAAGACACUCUGUCUCUACUCUAAAUCAAUCCAGAAGUGCCACCAUCACAGCAGAAGAUGGAGGACAAGAAGAAGAAGGACAGGACACACCCAGAUUCCUCCAUCUUGCCUCUUGAACCCCCAUUCUAAAUCCCCAAAAUUCUACUUUUUCACCCUGUAACAAAUUCACUGUCAUUCUACUCAAACCCUUGUGGCUUGUAACUCCUCACCCAGAGCUGGGAAUUGUUUCCAUGGCUAAAAUCCAAGGCACAGGUGUUUUUGACUCUGUGCCAAGGUCUCUGAGCCCCCUGGCAGGGUCUGGAGUCCUCCAGGGCAGCCAGAGGAAUGUCCUGGGAUCUGACACUGAGCUGCAAGAUCCCAGCCCAAAGCCUGAUACACCACACCCAGAGGGUGCUAAACUUAAAUCUGGUUUUUAUUUCUCUUCAUGAUCCAAAGCAGUUUUAAAAUCAUCCAUCAGUAAAAUCAGUACCCUUAAAUAGUCCAGUAACUUGUGAAGUUCUCCAGAAUUUAUUCCUUUCUCUCCAUGAGUGUUUCUUUGUGGCGUGUGUAGUGUUGGAAAUGGGAGGUGAGCAGAUGUUGUGGUUAUCAGCUGUGUGUUGCUAACACUCCUGUAAAUCUCAGAAACAUUGGAAAUGGUGUUAAUAUCCAGUGUGCUCCAUGGAAUCAAUGGUGAAAGCACAGCACAGGGGUGAUUUAGGAGGGAUUUGUCGUGAUGAUAGAUACUUACUAAUAAAAGAAAUUGUUCCUGGAA